AUGUCUCUCGAUAGUAUUGCGGAGAAAAAGCGAGCAGAGUCUUGCUAUAUAUUUCGUCUUAUUCAUUUAUAUUUUGUCUUUAUGAUGACCCACCUCUUAUCUGGAGCACAUUAUAACAAUGACAAGUUGGUUGCUCAAAUCCAAGCAGAACUUGUCUGGAGAUCGUCGAGUGUUGACUAUCACUGGGUUUGGUGGGAUCCUGGACAGAAAAUGCAGAAGAGGUUUUGCGAAGAAAGGAGGCACCGGCGAUGGUUACCGACAUGGUUCAAGAGCUAUAGCUACAUUGCUGCUGAUACAAUAUGGAACCCAGGGCCCCCUUCCCGCCACAGCAACGCUACUACGUCGGAUUUUUGCAGUGGAUAUGCUUCUCUCAGAGCUAUGACCGGGGCGCUUUCGAAAAGCCACACACCUGGAUCUAUUACAAGUCGAACAAUCUACUAUGCACUUGGAGCAAGCAAUAUAACGAGCUCGUCUAGCCAAUCGCUUUUUCAGCGUGGCUGUCGGCGACCGUCAACGAGAGUAAAGGCAAACCAGAGCCGCCAGUAUCGAAGCGAAUGCAUAAGAAAGUGCACGUUCGAACGGGGGCAUCUCAAACACACGAGCAACAUCGAUACGCAUCAACACCAGUCACACUUUUUCUCCAGCACCAGUGUCAUGCGCUCGGAUUUGGCAGGUCGUGGCACGGAAAAUACACGCAGUCUGUCGCUUCCAUGCCUCUUCAGCCAGAAGUAUGAAAGUACGCUCGUCUCCAAAGCGUCACACAGCGCCAAGCCAAGUUUUCCAAAAGGCAGACUAGAGGCGGCGAACAAGCCCCGAGAUUUUCGCAAGCUUCAAGUCUGGUCUGCUCGGAUGGCACUGCAACCGUCCCGAUAUACAGAGCUUCUAGGACCACCUGCAGGGACUCCGCGAUCUGGGCUUUCUGCCACCAGUUCGUCCGACCAGACGCCUGUAUCAGUUCUAACCCAAACAGGGUGCAAGGAGGCGACCUCAACGAAAUGCAGCACAUUAGUCCUUAACCAUUCUAGCAAACAUAAUCAUGUCAAGAAUGUGGAAGUAGCGGGGAGUGUUAUUCAUGUUGCUGGUUUAGCUAUGCGAUACCCUGCAGUCCCUGCAUGUAGUCGAUCAAGCUUACCAUGUCGUCUAGAGGCCCGCCCCCGUACUGCAUUAGGUUCGGAAGAAGGAAGGGAACCAGAUCGUUGCACGCGACAGAAGAAGUUACUGUGCAUCCAUCGCUCUAGAGCAAAGGAGGCCCGGGAGAGAAAGAAGCGGGAACUGAAAGGACUUCUGGAAGGGAUAGUUCCUAUUAGCGAGCUGACUCGUUGGGAGAUACAGUUCAUAGACGGACUGGACCGGAAACUGGAGUGGCUCUACAACCAGCUUUGUCCAGGCCGGAGACCCUACCAUUUCGCUUUGCUUGCAAAUCACUGGCUCAAUAUAGAAACCUGGCUUGUGGUCGACCCACCUACGCGAAUCUCUAUCGAGGCCAGAAGGCGACUGGGGGAUCCAAGGUUCAACUCGCCAUACCCCAACCCAGACUGGAGCGCGAAACCAAAGUACCCAAGGGUGUCACGCAAAGCAGUCUACACGCCUAAAAUCAACUCAUGGAGACUAGCUGUUAAUCGACACAGAAAAGCGUCUGGAUUACGUGACAUGGUCAAGACAAUCAGAUUUUACCACGAUUCGACAGAUGAUCCCCCGGACGGUAAAGUUGACCCAUCCUGCUGGAUGCUUCGCAGACCCCCGCAAGGACCGUCCAUGACAGCUCGACAAAGGAAAAUGUAUUAUGAAGGGGGGGCAGGAUGGCAAGAGACAUUCGAUGAUUGGCAAAAGAUCCGCCAUGGCUAUCUGAUUCGGAAAGCCAUCCACGAAGGCAGGGCUAACAGAACAAGAGCAAAAGAAAUUGCCAGAGCGAUCAGUCGGUGUUCUCAUAUGGCAACGACAAAAGGCUCCUGA
Aspergillus niger is the source of this 1953-nucleotide messenger RNA. RefSeq lists its product as uncharacterized. The coding region runs from base 1 to 1953 and encodes 650 amino acids. The transcript has 4 exons. The record is from RefSeq and is a predicted model, not a curated record. Lineage: Eukaryota; Fungi; Ascomycota; Eurotiomycetes; Eurotiales; Aspergillaceae.